Molecule: messenger RNA, 696 nt
Organism: Linnemannia hyalina
Lineage: Eukaryota; Fungi; Mortierellomycota; Mortierellomycetes; Mortierellales; Mortierellaceae
Source: the annotation of a GenBank genome assembly
AUGACCGUCCCAAAGCUCGUCCUCUACAACUCAGAUCUCUGCCCCUACGCCGCUCGUGCCGUCCUCGCCCUGGCCGAGACCAACCAGGACUACGAAGUCGUCCCCAUCGACCUCUCCGUCCCCCGCCCCGAGUGGUACCUCAAGGACAUCAACCCCUAUGGCCAGGUCCCUGCUCUGAAGAUUGAUGAUAAGGAUAUUAUCCUUGAGUCGCUUUUUGUUGCUGAGUACAUUGCUGACUUGCACCCCGAGUCUGGUCUCCUCCCCAAGGACCCAUUGCAGCGCGCCCAGACCCGCUACCUGAUCCACCACUGGGGUGCACGCACCCAACCCGCCCAUCACAAGGCAUCUUUCAUCACCGACGCCACCGAGGCCGCCGCCAACCGCGAGGCCCUCGUCGCUGAGCUCGAGAAGGUCAACAAGUUGCUCGUCGACGCCCACCGUGUCGAGGGUGAUGGCCAAGGUCCCUUCUUCCUCGGUGACAAGUUCACCUUUGCCGAUUUGGCGAUCGCUCCCUUCUUGGGCCGCUUCUUCCUUUUGGGACAGUACAACGAUAACAAGGAAGUGACCAAGGAGGAGUUCCCUCAGUUGGAGAGGUUCUUUGAGUGGAAGGAGGCCGUCACUGCACGCUCGAGCGUUCAGAAGGCUACUCCUUCCAAGGAGACAUUGACCACCAACUACCGCAAGUGGGUCAAGUAA